AUGGAUUGGAUCUAUUUCAUUUAUGUUAUUAUUGGUUUAUUUCUCAUCAAACAACUUCUCUCGCUUCUAUACAUCAUAUUCAUUUAUACAAUUGGAAAGAGAUUAUUUUCUAAAAGAAAAUUAUUAAAACAUGCUGGUGAAUGGGUAAUUGUAACUGGUGCAACAGAUGGAAUUGGUAAAGUGUAUGCUGAAGAAUUAGCUAAAGAUGGUUUAAAAAUUAUGUUAAUUAGUAGAAAUGAAGAGAAACUUUUAAGUAUGGCUGAUGAAAUUGGACGAAAUUAUCAUGUUGAGACAAGAAUAGUAACAGCGGAUUUUACAAAUACUGAUGUCUAUCAAAGAAUACAAGAAGCUAUAGAUCAAUUACCAUCAAUUGCAUGUUUAAUAAAUAAUGUUGGUAUGGGCCCUCCUAAAUUUGAUUAUUACGCAACAACAGAUUACAUGUCUAUAGAUUUUAUUAAAAAAAUCGUUUUUUGUAAUAAUCUACCAAUUGCUAUUAUGACUCAUUUAGUACUACCAAAAAUGUUAAAACAAUCAACAAAUGGUAUGGCUAUUAUUAAUAUUGGAUCAUAUUCUGGGUAUAGAGCUUUUCCAUUAUUAUCAUUAUAUUCAGCAACUAAAUCAUUUGUGAAUCAAUUAUCUAGAUCAAUCUCGAGUGAAAACUAUGAUCGUCGUAUUACUAUACAAACAGUUUGUCCAAUGUUUGUCUCUACUAAAAUGAUCGGUUAUUGUAAAAUGUCUAUAUUUAUACCGGAUCCAAAAGUUUAUGUUAAACAUGCAUUAGAUAUGUUAGGUGUUGAAAAAGAAACAUUUGGUUAUAUUGGUCAUGCUAUACAAGCUUAUCUAAAUAGUUUUUUACCAAAUUCAUUUAUCAGAUAUUAUAUGUUAAUGAUGAGAUGGUGGAUUAUAAAACAUAAAGUACAUUAAAGUAAUAUCUCAUACAUACAUAUAUUACCAUCAUUGAAUGAAUGACUUCUAUAAAUUCAAUAUACAUUUUGUUGUGGUGAUAAUGUGUAGCAACUUGGACCAAUGCAUAUAGACAUAUGCCUGACCCUAUGUUGUAGCUAACUGAUUGAUUAACUGACACUUAUAACCUUAUGUCUUUACUAUUGCUAUGAUUAUUAUUAUUAUUGUUAUUAUU
Messenger RNA from Schistosoma spindalis, 1138 nucleotides. Lineage: Eukaryota; Metazoa; Platyhelminthes; Trematoda; Strigeidida; Schistosomatidae. The record is from the annotation of a GenBank genome assembly.